Notothenia coriiceps (black rockcod) is the source of this 3325-nucleotide messenger RNA. It is a transcript of the gene kansl3, whose product is annotated as KAT8 regulatory NSL complex subunit 3. The transcript is spliced from 8 exons. Lineage: Eukaryota; Metazoa; Chordata; Actinopteri; Perciformes; Nototheniidae. The record is from RefSeq and is a predicted model, not a curated record. Bases 277 to 1155 code for a protein of 292 amino acids.
GUCCAGGUACACAGCACUAAUCGCAGGGGAAAAGAAUAUAUCGCAAUGUCAGUUUUUGUCAAUAUGGUGCAGCCCUAACGUGCACAGUCAUCCACCACACAUCUCUGCUGUGUGAGAGAUAAGAAAAUGAUGAUGAAGCGUAUCGCGUCCCAACAUCUGACGGGGCAGGAUAGAAUGUGACUGAUAAACUCUCCUCUCAUCCGCUCUCUCUUCUCUUCCUACGUCUCUCUUUUCCGGCUUUCUUUCCUCUUCAUUCCAGCUCAGUUUGCAGCUUUUAUGAAACAAAACAUGCUUGUGAGGAAAAACCUUCCUCCUGGCACUCCUCCUUGUAUCUUUGUGCCAGUGAGCAGCGAUCAGAUGGAGGGCCUGGACAGAGAUGAACUGAGGCCCCAUGGCAAGAGGAGGCAGGCGCCGAGUCCCACACCAAGCAAAGCCUCCAAAAGAGCCAAGAUCAAAGUCACCAUCGUUUCCCAAAGCGAGUCAGCAGGGGGCAGCAUCAGCCCUGCUGCUCAGGAAGUUUCCGGGAAGCCCUUAACGGUGACGUUGGGACAGACUGUGGCAGGAGCCAAGGAGCUCUCUGGACUCCUCACAGGCCAGCGGUCUGGUAGUCUCUCAGAGGUUUCUGGUGCCCUGUCGUCAGGCUCCAUCUCUUUCAACAGCGUGCAGCCGUGCAUGGUAUCAGGCUCCUUCACACCAGUCCAGGUGCAAGCUCCGGCUACUGCCCAAGGGUCUUCCGCCAGCAGUCUGCUUCAAGGCCUAAGUUACAGUCUUCAGGAGAUCGUCACCAAAACGCCUAGCUUUCCCUCCACAGAUGCCAGUACCGGCAGCACACAGGCGGUCUGUGGUCGGCCCCAGGCUCAGGUCUUGAGCUCGGCCGGUCCCAGCAGCAGCGCUCUGCUUCGGGCGGUGCCUGCGGUCGCCUCAGGAGGAGCGACUAAAACCACCGCCAUCCACCAGCUGCUCACUAACGGCGGGUUGGCCAAAAUAGCCAGCAGCUUGCCCGGCUUGGCGCACGUCACCAAUCAGACCACUGGGCAGAAAGCCCCCACCUCGAUAACGGUGACCCUGAGAGGAGCCCAGUCAAGUAGAGUGGGAUCUCUCAGCCAAGACUACGAGGCUGUGACGCCGAUUCGCACCCUUGAGCCAAAGCAGUGAAGGGUUUCCAUGUGGCGUUACACCUGAGCUAAGCUGGGGCUCUUCCUGCUGAUGAGACUGUUCCCUCCCUGCGAUGAUGAACACGCCAACCUGCAACUCUCACACCACCUGGCCGUCCUCCAGAGACUCCCUGCGGAGAGGGAGAAGGCCAUGCAGUCGCUGUUGCUGAAUGCUGCGUUGCUUAACCUCUAUGUACAGCAGAGGAGCGCUGACUCUGCGUCUCCGUGCUUCAGUCUGGGCUCUCUUCUUACACACCUCUGACAGCCAGGAGGAAAACCUGAUCUCAUGUCAUCCUCAAGGGAGGAAACUUUAUCAAACUGCAAAGUACCUGGACUUGGACAGUCUUGCUGCUGACUUUACACCUACACCUUGAUCAGAAAAACGUUAGCUUUGCUUUAUAAGUGUAUAUUAAUGGAACAAUUCACCCCCAAAAGGAUCUUUUGUAAAUACAUUGCUCCGCCCCUUUUACAUUGAAUUCUUAAUGAGGACCUACUAUGCUUUUGAGAGUUUUUAUAUUUCCUGUGUUAUAUAGGUUUAAGAAAAGCAGAUAUUUGUCUUUGAAUUGAAUUCAUAGUAACCUAUGGUGAGUAAUUGCUAAACAGUUAGUAAUUGUGUAGGUGGAGUAUCCCUUUAGCCCUAGAGAAGUAUGGUUAAUAGGAAGGUCAGCUUGAACAUUUCUGAAUAUCUCUCUAAAGUCGGAGGUUCCAUAUUGUUUAUCACAGUUAUUACAUCAUUACACGAUUACAGCGGUUCAUCAUAACAAGAGCUUGUUUGUGCAGCGGUUUUCCUUCACCGUGACAAACAACUUCCCCUUAUGAUGACCUCAAAUAGGGAAACAUGUACUUUAACUCAAAUAAAUGUCAGUAUUUGUCACAAUCAUGUGAAUGCAGAGGGUACAACACAUGCAUUGAGGCCUGGAAUUAAAGUUGUAGUAAAAAGCUGCAUUACAGGAAAGGUUGUGUCUGUCCAUGUUUAUGAUAAACACAACAUUUACCAUCUGCAAAGUAUCAUCACUGAAUAUGGACUCUUAGUUUGAAACAGCAACAGUCAAAAAAAUAGAUUUGUCUCAAAAACACUCGACUAAGUUCCCUGUUUGCUAAUCUAAAUAUUUGGUCCUCUGUGUUCAACACUUGUAUUGAGCUAUUAGCAGGCUGAAGAACUCCUCUUAUUCCAAAUAUAAUGCUCUCACGCAUGAUAGUUAUACUGCCUUGUUUACAGAAACAGCGUAAAUACAGCCCACUCAUCGGCGCUGACAUCCUGUCUUAGAUUCCACAGAAAAGCUCUCUGAUAAGACAAGUUAUAUAAGCCAGCUUUGUGUGUAUAGGCUGGGAUGGGAAAACUGAUGCCAGUCAGAGAACAACGGAGCUGCUGGCAGAGCCUCAUCAUCCUCAUCUUCAUAAUAAUCAUCUGCAGCAGUGGAAAUGCACACAAUCAAUCUGAAGUCUCUUCACCACAAUCCUGUUAUUUUCGACAGGAAGGAGUUCAGAAUAUGAAUACAAAUCUGAAAUCCUUUUAUUUCUCGCACAGCAGGACAUUUACAUUGUUACAGCUAGGGAACUGUGAAGACAAAAUAAAAGAGUAGACAUUUUUAAAGGGACAAGCACACUUUGAUAAACUGAGAAACAAAUAAGUACACCUUCGAGGUGGAAAAGAUAAGUAUGAAUACGCUGAACAAAUAAAGUGAAGAAAUGCACUAUGGUGCACUAGAUUGAGAAAAAGCUGUCCAUAGGAACCUGAGGAUUCUCUCCCACACGAGCUCCUCAUCUAAUUAUUGAAACAAACAAUGUAUUUUUCAUCAUGGUUUUUUACCUGCAUUGUAUAGCCUUUUCCCUUUGGACCAACAGUCUCUUUGUGUAAAUCAUUUGGGGCGGCAGUAGCUCACCAGUUUGAGUCCCAGCACUGAACAAAAACACGAUGUGUGGACUUCUGGAGAGGGGCCAGUUUACCUUUUGGGCAACUCUCUUUAAACAUCUAUGCUGUGUACUGCUAAAGUGUCCUUGAGCGAGGCACUGAACCCCUAACUGCCCCGCUGGCGUAGAAACAUGGCAGCCCCUUUGCUCUGACAGAUUUCCAUACAAAUGCAUGUGUUUUUGCAUUUGUGUGUUUCAGGCCUAAUGUGUAUAGGUCGUGUUUGUUUUGAUUUGUAAUGUAUAUAAAGAUUGCAAAGCUA